UGAUUAUAACCAUAUAACCAUAUAACAAUUACAGCACGGAAACAGGCCAUCUCGGCCCUACAAGUCCGUGCCGAACAAAUUUUUUUUCCCCUUAGUCCCACCUGCCUGCACUCAUACCAUAACCCUCCAUUCCCUUCUCAUCCAUAUGCCUAUCCAAUUUAUUUUAAAAUGAUACCAAUGAACCUGCCUCCACCACUUCCACUGGGAGCUCAUUCCACACCGCUACCACUCUCUGCGUAAAGAAGUUCCCCCUCAUAUUACCCCUAAACUUCUGUCCCUUAAUUCUGAAGUCAUGUCCUCUUGUUUGAAUCUUCCCUAUUAUGAAAUAUGUAAGAAUAUUUCUUUGUUCUGUAUUAUCGUGGUGAGUUUGUUUCCAUUUUACUAAACAGUUGAUUUAAAUUAUUUUUGGCUAGUAAAAAAAAAAGGGGGGGAGAUAUGGUUCAGGCGUUUAGAUUUAAAAGAGUGUUUAGAUAUCGGGCGGACUGUCCAAGGCGGAGGGGCAAAGUGAGUGGCUCUGUCCCCUCCCCUCGUGUGUAUAAAGACACAGGUUGUCGGAGCGAGUCGUCUCUGGCACAGAGCGGGAGUGACCGGCUGUAGAGAAGGCACAGGAUGUUCGGGAGAGUGUUUCUCGUUUGCUGUUUGGCCCUCUCCACUCUGGGACAGGAUGCGGUGGCCAGAGGGACGUGGGUGGCCUGGGCUGGGUCGCUGACGGAGGGGGAGCAGGAGGAGAGGGCAACAGCCCGGGCCGCUGUCGGCAGGAGCGGAGCGCCCGCCAUCCCGUUCCCGUGGGCACCGCCGAUGCCCGGCAACAUGGGCGACAUCUGCCGCUACGUGGGGCAGCGGAGGAUCGAGCCGCCCGGCGCGCAGACCGACAUCGGCUUCAGUCAACGGUGGCGACAGGCCCAGGCCCUGCACAGGAUGGAGGCCUCGUUCGGCAAGUGUUGCCGUGGCGACCACAUAUGGACAGGCCUGGCCUGCGCCAUGGAUGGGUGGAUCUGGUCCCUGCAGCAAUACUGCCAGAAGGAGAUUGACGGCAAGAAUUCCAUACACAAGUGCUGUAAGAUGCAGUGGAAGAGAAGAUACGACUGUUUCAUCCGAGAGUCACAUGGUCGAGGCUACGCCCUCCAACUCACCUCUACAGCCACCGCCUUCCCGGACCACGACUCAUCCCCCGACCAGACCAUCCAGCUUCUACACAAGUUAUUCUGAGUUGCAUUUGUUUCCCCUGAAAUUCAAUCCAAAUUGAAUUGAAUAUGAAUUGAGUUUGAGAUUAAUUUCAUUUGAAUUGAAUUGGAUUCCUUGAAUUGAAUUUGGGUGGAAUGGGAUUGGAUUGGAUUUGAAUUGAAUUGAAAUAAAUUUGAAUUGAAUUGGAUUCUUUGAAUUGAAUUUGGGUGGAAAUGGGAUUGGAUUGGAUUUAAAUUGAAUUGAAAUACAUUUGAAUUGAAUUGGAUUAUUUGAAUUGAAUUUGGGUGGAAUGGGAUUGGAUUGGAUUUGAAUUGAAGUGAAUUUGAAUUGAAUUUGUAUUUGAAAUCAAUUGAAUUGGGUGUCUUGAAUUGAAUUCCUUUCUAUGAAUUGGAUAACUUGUUGAACCACCUUACGUUCAGACUAAUGUAUAUACAUAAUAAAAGUAGUUUGAC
Leucoraja erinaceus (little skate) is the source of this 1637-nucleotide messenger RNA. RefSeq names its product extracellular matrix protein 1-like. Gene Ontology annotation, biological process: regulation of bone mineralization; signal transduction. The transcript is spliced from 3 exons. Bases 610 to 1209 code for a protein of 199 amino acids. NCBI's taxonomy places the organism in Eukaryota, Metazoa, Chordata, Chondrichthyes, Rajiformes, Rajidae. Gene Ontology annotation, cellular component: extracellular region. The record is from RefSeq and is a predicted model, not a curated record.